AUGGCUGCCAUGAAGACGAUGAAGAUGACCCGCAAGUCUCGCUGUCCCCACGCUGCUCCUGCCUCAUGGCACCAGUGGUGUUGGCCCUCAUCCUGGGUGAGUGACAAAGGGGACGUGGUGCCAUGGGGGUUGGUGGCCCUGUGUGGGACCAGGACCGUGUCCCUUGCAGGUUGGUGGCUGGUGGCAGCGAGCAGGGCACAGCAAGUGCCCCGACCCUCCCUGUCGCUGCACCCCAGCCAGGGGGUGUCCCUGGGGGGCACUGUCACCCUGCGCUGCCACCUGCCCCGGCUGGCUGCCAGGGUCUGGCUGUACCAGGAAGGAGGUUGGACAUACCGCUAUCACAAGGAGAAGGAGAAUAACACUGCUGAGUUCUCCUUCAUUAAGACAACAUGGGAACACGCAGGGAUGUAUCGGUGCCAGUACCAGGUGUUGGUGCUGUUCGGGACGUCGGAGACAAGUGACCCCGUGCAGCUGGUGCUGACAGAUCACAGAUAUCCAUCUCCUCGCAUUUCCCUGAGCCCCGAUGACCUCGUGGGCACGGGGACAAAUUUACAGUCCACGUGGAGAUGGGGGCCAAUGUCACCAUUCAGUGUUGGAACACGGGCUAUAGGGGAACCAUCCUUCUACACAAGCAUGGGCACUCAGCCCCUGUCCAGCGUCAGGACUACAGUGGUGUGGGCACGGCCGCCUUCAGCCUCUUUGCGCUGACCCUGAGUGAUGCUGGCACCUAUGGAUGCUCCUAUCGCCCCAAGUCCCGCCCUUUUGCAUCCUCAGCCCUUGGGGACAGCGUGAUGCUGGAGGUGACACCCACAGCUGCACCCUCAGGAAGGCCAAAGCCCUUCCUGAGAGUGCCCGCGGUGUCACUGCAUCCCAAUGCCAUGGAGAUGGUGGUCAGGGAUGGGGACACCCAAACACCCGGACCCCACAGUUGCCAGGAGGAAUUCCCGUGGGAACCUGGUGGUGUCGGUGGUGAGGGGCUGCGCUGCUGCCUUUGUCUUCAUCCUCGGCCUUUACUUUGUCCUGGAUGCACGUAGACUCAUGGUGUGGUGACAUGAGUGUCCUGGUGCUCCUUGGUGAAAGCGAGGCUCUGAACUCUGCUGAGCUGUGACCUCCGACCCCUCAUGGUCCCCCACCACCUCCCAGCCUCCUGCUAUCUAUGCCAAGGUGGGUGCUGGAGGACCUCACUGACACCUCCUCAGUCCAGGUUCCUCACUUUGGGCAGACCCCACGUUCCUCUUCAGGGCAACUUGAUGCUGAAUUCCUUUUCACAAGCUCCUUCCACACAAACCCAAUACCCCAAAUCUAGCACCCCCAAAUCAUCACUGAUGAACUCCAAACGAUUUCAAUCCCAGAAAACUCUAAACGCACUGAACCCAAAAUGCUGCCCUCCCUCUGUUCUGCUUCUAGCAUCGCCUGGGAGGUGGUGAGCACUGCUUUGUGAGACAUUUCCUUAUAACUAUCUGCAGAUAAAUACACACAUAUAGACAUAUACUAUAACCAUUACUGUUAUUUCUCUCUUCCUGUUGUCGCGUGGCAAAUAGAUUUUAUCUUGACCAACAAGUUGUGGCUUUUUAUUCUGAGUCUCUCUGGGAUCCCACUGGGAGGGGUCAGUGAGAAUAAAAGCUGUGUGGUGCUGAGCUGCUGCUGGGUGACAGCACUGCAGUCAUUGUGGUGCCCAACGUGGGGCCCGAAGGGUGCAGAUCCCCACAGCUGUGAGCAGAGCGUGUUCCAACACAACUGCUCUCAGCAGUACAGCAGCCUCAGAGCUGCUGCUCACAGCGCUGAGCUGUUCCUUCCCUCUGGGCCAUUACAGCUCUCAGGGCUCUUUCCUUCCCUGCGCUGCCGCUGCUUCUCCUCUCCAAGGGCUGCCCUGCAAUUCUGGAUGCUUCUGCCCGUUGGCCUGCAGCGUGUGCUCAUGGCACAGCGGCCAUGGAUGCAAUGUGCUCCUUGUGCUCAGCAGUGCCAUCACUCGCGCUGCAGGAACCUCACCGCGGGAACUCCUCACACGGGCACUCUCUGCUCCACACAAGUGCUGUGGAACAACAAAACCCAUUUUCUGGCAGGUUUUCUUUGCUUGCU
Gallus gallus (chicken) is the source of this 2079-nucleotide messenger RNA. RefSeq lists its product as uncharacterized. Lineage: Eukaryota; Metazoa; Chordata; Aves; Galliformes; Phasianidae. The record is from RefSeq and is a predicted model, not a curated record. The transcript is spliced from 5 exons. The coding region runs from base 1 to 708 and encodes 235 amino acids.